Messenger RNA from Durusdinium trenchii, 2712 nucleotides. Lineage: Eukaryota; Dinophyceae; Suessiales; Symbiodiniaceae. The record is from the annotation of a GenBank genome assembly.
AUGUCUAGGUUGGAUUUGGGCGGCGACAAGGAGGAAGACGCGCAGCUCCGCGACGACGAGUUUAGCGAGUUGAGGAGAUACUUGGACGUGCAGUUCGAGAGGCAAGCUCGUUUGUUCGAGAACUUGGAGCACGAAGUGAAGCUUCAGCGGAUGUAUCAGGGCCACGGCGGCGGCGACGUGCCCCGCUCGCCCCGCAUGGGCCAUGCCGUCUCGGACGGCUUCUUCGGACAGCACUCCCAGGAGAUCGAGAGAAUGACGAGUCCAGAUGAUCAGAAUGCCGAUCCCUAUGCGGGUGGGGCCAAAAGUGACUUCGUGGAACGCAUCAUCUCUCGGCGCAAGCUGAAAGCCAGCCGCACGGCCUCAAAAGCACGGACGGGCUCCCUGCGCUCGAGCGAGCCCGAGAGCUACAAAGGGCGGCUCAAGUGCAUCGUCAACUCGCCGUAUUUCACCUACGUCAUCAUGGCCCUCAUCCUCGUCAAUGGCAUCCUGCUGGGUGUGGAGAUCGAUGUUGCAGCCACCUUGGGCCAGGCUGAUAUUCCUGGAUGGUAUGCUGUCGUGAAUGCUUUGAUGGUGUUCAUUUUUUUCAUGGAGAUCGUGAUUAAGCUCUAUGCGCUUGGUUGUGAGACCUUUUGGAGAGGGUCUGAGUCUUCCUGGAACAUCUUUGAUUUCGUCAUUGUGGUGAUCUCUUUGGCCGAGACAGCCGUGGACCUGUGGGCGAAAGCCGCGGCCACGGACGGGUCCUCGUCCAUUCGCUUGGUGCGUGCCUUGCGCCUCGCAAGGACCUUGCGCUCCGUGCGCGUGAUCCGGCUCUUCCGAUUCUUUAGUCCCUUGCGAGGGUUGCUGCUGUCCAUCAUGUCCACCAUGGGGUCACUUCUCUGGACCCUUCUGCUGCUGCAGAUCCUGUUUUACAUGUUUGCAGUGAUUUUCUCACAGAUGGUGACGGACUACUGUCGAUUUCUGGAAGUGGAACGCACCGGUGAUAGUAAUGCAGUGCCCGUUUGUCCGGGCAAGCUGAACGAGUAUUGGUCCAAUGUGAUGGAUUCCAUGCAUACCUUGUUCUUGUCGAUCACUGGCGGGAUCGACUGGUAUGACGCCUAUGAACCCUUGAGGGACGUCUCAGCGCUGGCGAUUGCCCUCAUGAACCUGUACAUUGUCAUCGGCUUUUUCACGAUUCUCAAUGUGGUGACAGGCACCUUCGUGAACACCGCCAUUGAAAGUGCGGCCGCCGACAAGGACCUGGCCGCACAGAAGCAAUCACAGCGGAGGAAGUCACAAAUGUCAUCACUGAGGCACAUCUUCUCGGAUAUCACCAUUGACAUGGACGAACAGGUGACGAUCGAGAACUUGCAAGAAGCCAUGACCAAGAACAACAACCAGCUUAGCAGUUUUCUACAAUCGAUGGGUAUCUCCACGGACGAUCUUUGGACACUCUUCUUGCUCAUCGACGAGGACGACAAUGGUGUGGUCGACAUUGAUGAGCUUUUGCGCUCUUGCCCGGUCGGUGGACAUGACGCACCGGAGAUGACGGGAGGCACCUCGAGCUUUACAGAUUUGGACCCACCUGCCCUGCCCGGGCAUCAGCUGCUGCCGCCGAGCGUCCGGGUCUUGGACGUCCCAACGGCCAUGGAUUUCUUCGAUCAUCACGACAAGGUGCGCGCGUAUGGAAACACAGGCUUGCUGGACAAGAAAGCUUUUGCGGAGAUGCUCUUUGCCAUUGCCCAGGGCAAGGAUGCCAUGUCGGAAGAGUGGAGUAAUGCCAUCUUCGAGGCAUUGGAUUUUCAGGGCUUGGGAGUGCUAGACCAGGAGCAGUUCUUGGGAUGGACCUUUUGCACACCAAACAACUACCACAGCAACAUCCGUCUAAGAUUUCAGCAAGUGGUGAAGGAACACCAGCUCAGAGAGCUUUUAGAGGCCCUGGCCAUUGGCAACGGUUUGCGCACGCUCAACCAGCUCUCAGUGGGCAAAGAGGAACUGUGGUUCCUCGUGGACACCUGCCGCGUGCCCUUGAGCCGCUUCAGCGCCGACGAGCUCCACAGCUACCUGGCCAACGGUGCCGAAGGCGUCGACCCCAGUGAGUUCCUGAAUUGGCUCUUCCCUGGGCGAGAGCUUCGGGAGCUUCGUCAGAAGGUGGAUCAUUUGCGGCAGCAACAGCCGGAGGAAUCGGAGGAGGAGAACGAGGAGGAGCCAGUGGUGUUGCAAAAGUCUGACGUCUUCCGUGCUCCGCGUCGACCACUUUGGGAGCAUGGACUUCAGCGCCCGAUCAUCGUGGAGUUCAGGGUGGCCCACGCCUUCAUGCCCAAGAUCAACUACAUUGAGGAGAACCUCGGUGGCUUCUCGGAGCUCCGCCUCGAGGUGAAUGUGGUCAUUGAUGAAAGCUUGCGGAACAGCUGCGGGCAUGUGGUGAUAAAGACUGGCCGCGACAUGAUUAUUUGGGACACCGGCACCAUGACGCCUUACAGGGAGGAUCCUUUCGUCACCAAGGCCAGCAGCUGGAACUGGCUGAAGAGCUAUCUCUUGAUCUUCGCGCCGGAUGCGAACAUGGCCGCUCAAGUGGGCCACCUCAAGAAGCAAAAGCGCCGCCUGAAGCGCGCGGCCGCCCGCGCGGCGGCGGCGCGGCGGGCCAGCCGCGCAUCGCGGCACUCCAGUCAUCGCGCUUCCUCUCACGCAAGUGGAGACGAGCAUCCUGGACAUCAUGAGCACCUGCAGCAAUGA